Lachancea nothofagi CBS 11611 is the source of this 1833-nucleotide messenger RNA. Lineage: Eukaryota; Fungi; Ascomycota; Saccharomycetes; Saccharomycetales; Saccharomycetaceae. The record is from the annotation of a GenBank genome assembly.
AUGAGUGAUAAAAGCACCUUGACGCCUGUUUCGUCCGCAAAAUCGGAAGAACAUGCUAGCGGUAGUGUUUCAUCACAAAACGAGCCUGCAUCGAGUAGUAGCACGGAAUCCAAACUUUCUAACAAAGAGCUCAAAGAGCUCAAAAAGAAGGAAAAAGCUGCUAAAAGGGCCGCUCAAAAAGAGGCUAGUGGGAUAUCAGUUGAGAAGCAACAGCAGCAGGCUCAACAAAAGCGGGAAAAAAAACAAACCCAGAGAGACGUACACAGUACUGGAAGUAAGAAAGGGAAGCUCGUAGCGCCUGUGCCUUUGGUCAAAGAGGCAACGCUUUACGGCCACUUGGAAACCACUGAAGAAAGACGUGCGUAUCUGUUAGCCGUCACUAGUGCAAUCAGCUCUAGUCAAGCUUCGAAGAUAACAGCAGCUGGAUUGAUGCUCCCUCAUCUUGCCAGCGCUAUUUCUGGUACUUAUGUUCCUACAACAUCCGCUAUCGGAGCAGCACCACCUUCAGUAGGUAACACAUCUCACACUAUGACAACGGCCGCCGAGCCCUCGGUGUCAGAAAUAGCUCAAAUACUGGCAACGAUGUCAGUUGAUGAUGAAGCUUCAAUGGUACCGGGUACGUCCACAGUCAUUCCACAAACUCUAUUAAAAUCCAUUAGCCAUCCUCAUUUGAAUUCAUCCAUCAAAGAGCUGAUUGUGAACAGAAACUUACUGCACCCAGCGAUAGCUCAGCUCACGUCCGAAAUUGCAGGCUAUAAAAUCAUCGGAUCGAUUCCUCGCUGCUUGGCGAUGCUUGAAGCAUUUCAAACAGCGAUAAAAGAUUACAAGACCCCAGAGGGCACAACGCUAAGUCGUAAUUUGACCAGUUAUCUUUCGCAUCAAAUUGAUUUCCUGAAGAAAGCUAGGCCUCUUAGUGUUACUAUGGGUAAUGCAAUUCGUUGGUUGAAACAAGAAAUUUCUCUGAUCGACUUGAAUAUUCCAGACGCUGUGGCCAAAGAGAACUUGUGCGAGCAAAUCACUCAGUUUGCAAGAGAAAAAAUUGAGUUUGCAGAUCAAUUGAUUAUAGAAAAUGCUUCUCAACACAUUUCUAACGGUUCCACUAUCCUAACUUAUGGAUGUUCGAAAGUUCUGUGCGAUUUAUUCAUUCACAAUGCCACGAAACUCGGUAAAAAUUUCCAAGUUAUAAUUGUAGACUCAAGACCAUUAUUUGAAGGCCGCAAAAUGACUGAUACGUUAAGAAACUGUGGGCUCAAUGUGAUGUACGUGCUCACGACCAGUUUAGGAACCGUGUUCAAUAUGCACAUCAAUUACGUUUUCUUAGGUGCACACUCGAUCUUAUCUAAUGGAUUUUUAUAUUCAAGAGUCGGUACUGCUAUGCUGGCUAUGAGCGCCAAAAGAAGAAACAUUCCUGUUCUAGUGUGUUGCGAAAGCUUGAAGUUUUCUCAACGAGUUCAGUUGGACAGUGUGACGUCGAACGAACUAGCUGACCCUAAUGACUUGGUGGCUAUCGAUUCCGACAAUCCUGUCAAAAGACGCAGUAAUAAGGGUUUCUUGCUUCAACAGUUCAUCAAGGAACGUGAAUUAGAGAUCGCCAACUCAGACCAAAAUCAAAAGAAAAGCGGAAAAGGCGCUGUGAGGACUACCACGGAGGUUAAGGUUGAUGAGAACAAGCCUAUCUUGGCGGACUGGCAGUCGUCACCGAAGUUGAACAUUUUUAACAUCAUGUACGACUUGACGCCGCCCGAAUACAUCAAAAAGAUCAUCACAGAGUUUGGUGCUUUGCCACCUUCCUCGGUCCCUGUGAUUCUACGAGAAUACAAGGGUUCAGCAUAA